AAGGGGUCUCGUCUCACCGCUCGAGCCUGGGCACGUUACCCUUGUGUUGGAUGACAACUCAAGGUGGCAUUUUCAAGUGGAACACGAAAAUUGAGAAAAAUGUUAAUCCCGCUGGUGAAGUUGGGAACGUUUUCUAUUUACCCUACAAAGUUACUGUGUGGAUGCCUUUAAAGGAACCUUUAAGAGGCCAUUUUGGCAGGAAACUUCCCCCCCCCCCAAUUAGGCUAUGCGUGAGUUUUAAACAUUUUCUUCUGCAACAGGUGCAACAAGUCACAGAAAAAGUAGUAGGGGCUGACUCCUGUUGAAAAGGAACUUUCUAGGAUCCCGUUAUUCCUUAAGCUUCGAAAGUCCGCAGGGCUCUUGAGCGGGCCGAGUUAAGCCUCUCUCUUCGACCAGGCAGCUGUGCCACCUCCUAAAGCCGCUCCUCCUGUGCAAGCAUGCUGAUCCUCCUGGCGUUCAUCAUCCUCUUCCACAUAACCUCAGCUGCCUUUUUGUUCAUCUCUACCAUCGACAGUGCUUGGUGGGUCGGAGAGGGUUUCUAUACGGAUAUUUGGCACUGGUGCUUCAAUGGGACGAACUGCACAGCGCUUGACAACACCUUCUCCGACUAUGAAGCGAUACAGGCCAUUCAAGCCACGAUGAUCUUGUCCACCAUCCUCUGCUGCGCGGCUUUUUUCGUCUUCAUCGUUCAACUCUUCCGCCUAAAGCAAGGGGAGAGGUUUAUUCUGACGUCGAUCCUGCAACUCCUGUCCUGUCUGUGCGUGAUGAUUGCGGCCUCCAUUUAUACCGACCGACACGAAGAACUGCACAAAGACCCCCACUACGCCGUCUUUGGCGUGAGCGGGGGCCAGUACGGAUACUCGUACGUCCUGGCCUGGAUCGCUUUCGCCUUCACUUUGCUGAGCGGCGUCAUGUACCUCAUCUUACGGAAGCGCAAAUGAAAGGGCAGGAGAGCAAAGUCAGGAGUGAGCCCGAACCCUAACCCGCCCCUUCUCCACGCAGUCCCUGCUGGAAAUCCAGUAAACCCCCCCCUUUUAUUUUUUUAUUUUUAAUUUUUUUGUAUAUAGUCAGAAGCAGUUUUGUGGCAAAGUUACGGCCGUUCCUUUCCCGGCCCCUGGUGCGAAACAAGGACCUGUGAGAGACAAGGAACGGCAGGUGGGUCGGAAUGGCCGAGCCACCCAGGUAGGGAUGGCAGAUAUGAAAACGACCUGCCGUCUUCAGGGACUCACCUUGGCAAACCCUCCAUCACUGGUGGGGUCUCUUUGGGCCAUUUCUUGUGACGUGGCCCCCAAAGCAGCCGUCUUGUGGGCUGGCGUUAACGAAACACCGGGCAGCGGGUGGGGGGCCCUCCGGGAUUCCUGCUGACAGCUGGCAAGAGCGCCAUGCAAGCAACCCACGGCCAGCCGGGCACCUGAAUUCUCUCUGCAGAGAUACGGAGAGUUCUAUGCCAUCUGAGUGGCUCCUGGACCCCCAACGGGUCUGGGGGACGCGUGGUUCCACCCACUCGGCGUUCCUCUUUCAGGGCCAAGCACGCCCUGGCGAGGGGUUCCCGGAUAGUGAACCCAGAGUGGUGGUGGUGGGGACGGCACCGUCGGUUUGUUCCUUGAGACACCCCCUCCCCGGGGCAGCAACCCAUGCCCAGGCCGCACGGCAGCCAGGAGCCUCUUGGCCGCAAAAGUCCUGCGCACGGCGGCUCGAGGGGCACAGAAGGAGCACUCUUGAUGGGUCACGAGGCCAGGACUUCCCUCAGACUAAACAACCGCUUUGGGACACUUGCGCGCAGACGGUCAAAUCUUUGCCUCCAAAGCUACCUCGAGAGGGUCCAAGUUACCCGCGGCCUCAAUCCGCGUAUCCGGAGCCUUUGGCAGAAAAUGAGCUCUGCCAGCCCACGCUGCGAGGGUCAUCUCCGCUUUAGCGUGAAUUAGUCUUCCUUCAUUGUUACAUCUUCCUGGCCUUUCAGAGGAAUUUUAUAAGGAAAAAAAUAAUAAUAUUAAAACCCUUUGAGAAUGUA
This is a messenger RNA of Pogona vitticeps (central bearded dragon), 2011 nucleotides long. The record is from RefSeq and is a predicted model, not a curated record. Lineage: Eukaryota; Metazoa; Chordata; Lepidosauria; Squamata; Agamidae.